AUGGAAUCAGAUAUACCCACCGAAGUUGGCUCAGUGCUACAGGGCGCAUCCAUCAACCAACACCCAUCCGUACGCCAUGACCUGAACCCAUCGACCGCCGCAUCCCAGAAGCAGCCCGUCACCCUCAAUGAACACCCAGAUCCCGAUAGCUCGGAAGUCGGCGAAGAUGAAAUACCAGUCAGCGUAUUAGAUCCGGUACUGCGCCAGAAGACGAUGCCCCCGCUACCAGACCUUCGAUUCGAACAAAGUUACCUAAAGAGCAUCGAGCAAGCAGAGGGAUGGCAGGGCGUGGCAUGGAUUACAUUACGAGACCAGGUCAUCAUGUGCUUCGCGCAAGGCGUGUUAUGGACUCUCCUACUCAACGGCUGGCGGCAUUGGAACCGAUCGACCAAGUUUAGUGGACACGGCGUCGGUGCGCGGAUACGGAGAUGGUGGUGGGGAGUCAACAACUGGACGAUACCGAAUGCAAAGUCCAAGUUGAGGGAUACCAAAUUGGCGAAGAAUGUGACGGAGUAUUACGAAGGAGAGUUCUCAAGCGCUGCUCAAGAUUGA
This is a messenger RNA of Alternaria ventricosa, 552 nucleotides long. RefSeq lists its product as uncharacterized. Gene Ontology annotation, molecular function: mitochondrion autophagosome adaptor activity. The record is from RefSeq and is a predicted model, not a curated record. Gene Ontology annotation, biological process: mitophagy. NCBI's taxonomy places the organism in Eukaryota, Fungi, Ascomycota, Dothideomycetes, Pleosporales, Pleosporaceae. The transcript is spliced from 3 exons. Bases 1 to 552 code for a protein of 183 amino acids.